AUGAGUCCCCACAUCAGGAUCGUGGUGAGGGACAGAGAGUUGCUCGCCUCGGCGAUGCCUGUCAAGCCCGUUGCGACCGCCAAGGCGGCUCUGUCGCCGCAGCCACCUCGUUCAAAACGGGGCGACCUGGCUAUGCUCCGGCAGGGUGUUGACAUCGCCUUGGAAUACUUCAAUAGCGAUGACAGCGUGCCUAUCUCAGAGCUGACGCCCAAAGCCAGAGACUGGGCGGACCGCUACGUCAACGGUGAUCCCUACGCAGCAAAGCGGCCGACCGCCCUUCUGCGAACAUUUCCCAACCUUUUCAACUUCGAAGUUGAAGCCCACCUUCGAUUGAGACCUGCGGUGAUGUCUCCGCCGUCUUCACCCGAACCUGAGAGCGCCAGCCCUCGCGGUCUCCGCCGUGCUGAGCGCAGAUUCAUGAACUCGGGGACUUUUCCCGAGUUUGCGGAGCCAACCCUCGCUUCGGAUUCUGAGAUGGACCAGAUUGUCGAUCUUCGGUGCCGCCGCCCUGAGCCCGCGGCCAAGCCGACCAUGCGGGUUGACGCCGCUAUGCUUCGUGGCUCGGGCCUGAUGAGCACGCUCCCCGAGUUCCUCGGUCAGUUGGCGCGCGCCAAUCUUGAGACAGAGACGAUGCUGGCUAACAACCCAGACGCCGUCCGCCUCGAGCUCGACGACGAUCAGGCCGCCUCCCAGCAGCACAUCGAGAUGAAUCUGUUUUCGGGUCUGGUCGAGGCGCAGCGGCGUCGGCGUCAGCCGCGUGUCCUUCUCCCCAACGAUCUCGCCGUCAAGCUCCCCGAUACUACCGGAAAUAGUAGUGAGCACGAGAACAGUGAAGAAGAGGACAGCACUGAAGUCGAGGAGAGCGCCGGCGGCAAGCGCAUCCCCAGUCCCAAGAGUUUCAACGAAGACAGUGGGGACGAAUCCGAUGCCUCGACUUCCACAACCGCCAGCCUACAAACCCACCUCAGAAAGCGCAAGGCAGCCGAGAGCGAGGACGACGGAGGCCCUGAGACCGCCAGCCCGCCCAACAAAACCCGCCUCCAUUACCACUAUCCACCGUCCGAACUCCGCCACUACGACACGAAACGGCGCAAGCUUGUCACCUGUUCCAACCCGGCCGCGGUCCCGGACGACCCGUCCGCCACCCCGAUUGAGGAGCUACCAUCCGACCCCGCCGCAACCAACAAGAACAAUAACGACAACCGCCACAACCACGAGUCCGACAAUUCCAUCACCGUCGCCUCGCGCCCCACCAGCAGCGGAAGCAGCACCAGCAAUAACAGUUCAAGCGCUGCUAGCCGCCGCCCAGUCCCUGUAACUAAGAUCCGACUCCCCAGCCGCAGCCCAGGCGGCUCGCGAUCUGCGUCGCCCGACAGGAUCAUUGUGCUCCGCCACCCGGUCGUGUCGUCGUCCUCGCGGGAGAGUAGCGUCGAGCCGGCGGGGCCGUCGGGUUCGGGCUCGCCUGCUCGAAGGUCCAAGAUCAGGGUGGUGCAGAAGGAGGGGCUGGGUGAGGGGACUCAGGGGAAGAGGAGGCAGUUGAUCGAGGAGGUCGAGUAA
This is a messenger RNA of Parathielavia appendiculata, 1557 nucleotides long. RefSeq lists its product as uncharacterized. The transcript has 2 exons. The record is from RefSeq and is a predicted model, not a curated record. Gene Ontology annotation, biological process: box C/D snoRNP assembly. Bases 1 to 1557 code for a protein of 518 amino acids. NCBI's taxonomy places the organism in Eukaryota, Fungi, Ascomycota, Sordariomycetes, Sordariales, Chaetomiaceae.